This is a messenger RNA of Pyricularia pennisetigena, 1914 nucleotides long. RefSeq lists its product as uncharacterized. The annotation marks the transcript as partial. The record is from RefSeq and is a predicted model, not a curated record. Lineage: Eukaryota; Fungi; Ascomycota; Sordariomycetes; Magnaporthales; Pyriculariaceae. The transcript is spliced from 3 exons.
UGGACCGAACCGGCCAACCCAACCCCUCCCUCCUCCCCGACAACAGCCUCGACACACAUAGGCGGCAUCGGCCGCCACAUCGAGGCCGUGGAGCGCGACACGCCGUGGCAGGUCAAGGGCUGGGGCAUCAGCAUAUUCGCCUUCGAGAUGGGCUACUUCACGUCGGUGGCGUUCCCAAAGAUCGCCAUCAUCUGCCUGUACCUGCGCAUCUUCAAGUGGACCGGGCCGAAGCGCAACUGCGCCCUGGGGCUCAUCUUCCUCAACGCCGCGCUGGCCCUGUGCCUGGUCCUGAUCGGCUGCUUCCAGUGCCGUCCGCUCGCCUACUGGUGGGACAAGUCCAUCGAGGGCGGCAGCUGCAUCGACAUCCAGAGCUUCUAUCACGCCCAGGCCAUCCCGGGCUUGGUGCUGGACCUGGGCAUCAUCGCCCUGCCGCUGCAGAGCAUCUGGAGGAUGAAUCUGCCUUUUCUGAGAAAGGUGGCGCUGGGCAUGAUUUUUAUAAUUGGUAGUUUCGGCAUCGUCGCCGCCAUCGUCCGCACGACCGUCUUCUUCUCGACCGAGGCCCUCGACGACCGGACCAUGGCGUCGGUCGAGCUCGAGAGCUGGUCCAUCAUCGAGACGUCCAUGUACAUCGUGGCGGUGUGCAUGCCGCGGCUGCCGCCCCUCCGGCCCGUCAUCAGCGAGAUCGUGCCGAACCGCCUGCGCGUCAUCUGCCGCCGCACCACGGCGCGCGUCUCGGCCGUGCUGAGCCAGGGCUCCAAGGCCGUGUCGACCGUGUCGCGCCGCACCGCCCGCAGCUUCGCCUGGACCGCCAAGCGCGGCCCGCCCAGCAGCGUCGUGCUCUCGACCGCCCAGCACGACGGCUCCCGGUCGCCCACCGCCAGGAGGUCGCCGUCGCUCAACAACAACAACAACAACAAUAACAGCAGCCCCGUGCUGGCAGGUGACGAGUCCCGUCGCCAGGAGAAGAAGAGGUGGCGCGAUAGGUUGUCGCAGACCCAGCAGCAGCCGCAGCAGCAGCAGCAGCAGCAGAGUGCUUGGACUGGUGGCGAGGAUCAGGCGGAUGACGUGGGCGGACCUUACCGACGAAGGUCGCUGCCUGCCAUCGGGUCGUUGGAAAAGGUCGAUUCGGCUCACCCUCAACAGCAGCAGCAACAACAGCAGCAGCAGCAGCAGGAGAAGGAGAAGGAGAAGGAGACCAAGGACGGUAAAGUUGCGGCCGGGCAGAUGUCCGGCAUGCAACAGCAGCAGUCGUACAAGCCUAGGGAGUCCGGGUCGUCGAGGCUCCCGCGGUCGCCGAGGAGUGCAAUCUUUGUCACGUACGAAGAGCCGUCGCCGGCCCCGUCUUCGGGUAGUUUUGGGUUCAGGGAUGCAGAGGAAAGGAUUUCUGUCGAGGCCGAGUCCGACGUCGAGGUCAUGUCCAGACCGGGUACUGGCAGCAGCAGCAGCAGCAACAGCAGCAGCAACAGCAACAGCAACAGCAACAACAACGGCAGCAGGGAAGAAAGGAACGUGACCCUGGGCAUAAUCUGCGCGUCGGUGCCCAGCCUGGCCCCGCUGCUCAACUGGUUCGAGCACCGACGGCGGCGGCUCAGCGACCCGGAGCGCCGCGCCGCGGCCGCCAACAAGCCGCGGACGAGGGAGGAGCAGUCGGGCGGCCGGCCGCGCCGCGACGCGCUGGACGACGUCACGUACGGGGGCGACACGUUUGUCGACUCGCGGGAGGAGAAAGACGAGCACUACGAGGGCGGCAGCGACGCCGCCGACGGGGAGGCCAAGGUCCACGCCCUGGAGAGGGUUGCGCCGGUCGAUUCGGCGAGCAGCGCCGAGUCGGUCCGCCAUGGGGCGCGCGGGAGGACCAGUGCCGGCGGGCUGCCGGAUGGGGGUCUGUCGCCGCCGCCACCGGGUGGGAACUGA